AUGGUGACGCUGGCGAGCAAUGGUGACCAUCUCCGUCUCGAGCUCAAGGCUCUCCCGGAGUCCGUAUCGGACGUAGGAUCAGCCGAACUCUCGGACUCACUCCGACUUCGCCGCCGCCGCGCCGUCCUUAAAUACAGCUCCACCCCACGGCCAAGGUCGCCGGCGGAAUUGUUGAAGGACGAGAAGAGUAGAAGGACGCCUGCCCUCUCGCUCGCCACGCCACCAAGUUCGAUCAAUCACCGUCCGCCGCGCCGCGCCGCGCCGAUGAGUUUCCAGGACGUGUUCCACGACCUGGAGGCGGCGGGGCUCCCGCCGCGUCCCCCGCCGCCGCCGCCGCGGGCCGUGGUGGCGCACUGCGUGUUCCAGAUCAACACCAAGGUGGCCGCGCUCCGCCGCCUCGCGGACGAGCUCGCCUGCGGGGGCGGGGGCGACGUCCGGGAGCGCAUCCGCAGGGCGCGCGCCGAGGCCACGCGCCUGGCGCGGAGCACGGCGCGGAGGCUCGCCGACCCCGCCGCCGCGGCCGCCGUCGGGCCCAGGCUGGCCAUGGACUUCCAGGCCGCGCUCGGGGAGUUCCAGUGGGUGCAGGGCCGGAUCAUCGAGGCUGACCGCCAGGAAACCGCCGCCGCCGCCCGCCGCGCUCGCGCGCCGCCCAUGUUCCGUCCCCCGUCGCCGCCCAGCUACGGCUCGUCGCAGUCGAACAAUGCCGCUGCCGGCGCCGAUCAGCCACGCGGCACGCAGAUGCAGCAGCAGCAGCAGCGGCUCGUGGAAUCACGGAGGACGCACGAGCUGGCCCUGCUGGACAACGAGAUCACCUUCAACGAGGCGCUCGUCGAGGAGAGGGAGCGGGAGAUAUGCAAGAUUCAGCAGGAGAUCAGCGAGAUCAACGAGAUCUUCAGGGACCUAGCAAAGCUCGUCCAUGACCAGCAAGGGGCCAUCGAUGUCGUCGAGUCCAACAUCGAGACGGCCGCCAUGGAGACGAGCAAAGGGGAAGGCCAGCUCACGAGGGCCGCGCGGACGCAGGAAUCGAACUGGCCGAUGAAGUGCUUGCUGGCCACUGUUCUUGGCCUCCUAAUGCUGAUCUUCGCGUUAGUUUUUAUAGCGUAG
Messenger RNA from Panicum virgatum (switchgrass), 1104 nucleotides. Its product is annotated as syntaxin-22-like. Bases 1 to 1104 code for a protein of 367 amino acids. NCBI's taxonomy places the organism in Eukaryota, Viridiplantae, Streptophyta, Magnoliopsida, Poales, Poaceae. The transcript has a single exon. The record is from RefSeq and is a predicted model, not a curated record. Gene Ontology annotation, biological process: vesicle fusion; intracellular protein transport; vesicle-mediated transport. Gene Ontology annotation, molecular function: SNAP receptor activity; SNARE binding. Gene Ontology annotation, cellular component: membrane; endomembrane system; SNARE complex.